This is a messenger RNA of Orbicella faveolata, 4031 nucleotides long. Its product is annotated as DIS3-like exonuclease 2. The record is from RefSeq and is a predicted model, not a curated record. Gene Ontology annotation, biological process: mRNA catabolic process; miRNA catabolic process. NCBI's taxonomy places the organism in Eukaryota, Metazoa, Cnidaria, Anthozoa, Scleractinia, Merulinidae. Gene Ontology annotation, molecular function: RNA binding; 3'-5'-RNA exonuclease activity. Gene Ontology annotation, cellular component: P-body.
AAACAAAAACAAAGAUGGCGGAAGGAACGAAGGCGCGAUAACUCGUGAAAUUUCUUCCGUUUUCUAACACCUGACGUGAUGCUGGUACGUCGUAUAUUUCAUUAAGCGCUUAUUCCAUGUGUCGUAUGCAAGACCUGAAUUGUCAAUGGAUUUGAACUGUAAAGAACUUGAAAAACGCAGCGAGGAUGGAGAAGAAGAGGUAGUGGAAGCUACAGAUUGUAUCGGGCCGGCUGCGAACUUUGCUCGUGCAGAAGAAAUCGAUGCAUGUGCAAGUACUACAGGUUGUGAUGCUACAAAUGCGAAAGAUGAAGCGAGUUUAACACAAACUGUGCCCGCAGAUGGCCGUGAAAAUGCAGAGAAAGAGGUGGAAGUUGUUGGUGGUGCAGCUCAAAGUCAAAAGAAGAAACGCAAGAGACGAAAGAAGAAAAAACAAGGUUCUGAAACUGCAAGUGCAGUGUCAGCAGUAGUUACUGAUUGUGAUGCAAUAGUGGAAGAGAGUGAUGUUACACAACCAACUUCUCCUGACUCAGCUGAACAAUUGAAUAACUGCGCUGACGAAGAAGAAGAAGAAGAUCGUGUUCAUUCAGCUCCAAGCGCGGGCCAGGAUCAAACGAAUAGCAAGAAAAAGCGAAGAUCGAGAAGAAGACGAGGAAAGAGCGCACAGGUGAGGGAAGAAACAUCGCAAGUGCAAGUCCAAGAAAACAUGGCAAAGGGAGACAGCGCGAGCGCAAACCUCGCAGCGGAAGGCGAUAACGAACCACGGCAUGAUACGCCGACUCCUGAGAAUGCAAGAGGCGGGAAAAAGAAGCGUAACAGGCGAAGGAAAUCUGGUAAAGUUCGUGGUGAAGGCGAAGACCCCGAAGCUAGCCGAGAGGUGAACCAGCUUCACAGUAAAACACCAAACAGCGUUCAGCACCAACAAACAAGAAGUGUGAAUCACACAACACCAAGAUCACAUGAAAGAUCUGGAAUGAGAAAUUCACCCCACAGUACGCUUAAGACCAAAGGUAACCAACAGAGGCCUCUGUACGAACAAUUCUGGCCUGUAGAGAAAGUGUCGGCUGGGUUGAAGAGAGAUGAGCUUGUUAAAGGUGUAUUGAGGAUUAACCCACGGAACUACGAGAUGGCCUGGGUGACUGUGCCGGGACUGGGGCGAGAUGUGCUGAUAGAGGGAAUGCUGAGGCGUAACAGGGCUCUUAAUGGCGACGUGGUCGCGCUGGAAAUUCUACCCAGACAUGAUUGGAAGAUCAUGAAGGGAGAGCUGAAUUAUAACGGUUUGAGCUUGGGGGAUCCUGAUCAGGAACACGCUAACGUAGAAAACGUGACAUUGAAUGUGGAGAAGAUGUCCAUUAGCAACGGGGAUGAACCACAUUCAGCUGAAACACCCUCCAAGAGUCAUCACAUCACUGUGGAUGAAGUGCCAGAGCGAUACUUGCAGAAAACAGCGAAGGUAGUGUAUAUCAUAGAGAAGAAGCACUCCCGUGUUGCUACAGGAAAUCUAAAGCCCUUCACCCGCCCUAAAGAAUGCCCUGAUGGACUCUUCUCCCCAAUUGACAGUCGGUUGCCAAGGAUACGCAUCCCACGGGAAAAGUGUCCGCCAGGAUUCUUUGACAGACCACGUGACUUCCAAAACACGCUGCUUGUGGCGCGUAUUAGCAGUUGGCCCGAGACCUCUUCAAAGGAUUCUUUCCUCGCGAUCGGCACCAUCGCGCGAAGACUGGGCGAGGCGGGUGAAAUCGACCCGGAGACGGAAGGGAUCCUUCUGGAGUACGGGAUUGAUUCAGGGCCAUUUUCAGACGAGGCUCUGGCGUGUUUACCUCAGGAAACACCUUGGAAGAUACCCGAAGAGGAGUUGGAAUAUAGAAGAGAUUUUCGUGCAGAUUGUGUUUUCACGAUCGAUCCUCUUACAGCCAGAGAUCUGGACGAUGCAGUGCACUGCAAGAAACUAGAAGAUGGCCUCUUCGAAGUUGGAGUACACAUCGCCGAUGUCAGCUUCUUCGUUCGCCGAGGGACUGCCCUGGACGAGGUGGCCGAAGAGAGAGGAACUUCCACCUAUAUGGUUCAGAAGGUUGUGCCCAUGCUCCCGCGCCGUUUGUGCGAGGAGCUGUGCAGUUUAAACCCUGGUGAAGAUCGUCUGACAUUCUCUGUUGUUUGGAAAAUGUCCGAUAAAGGAGAAAUAUUAGACGAGUGGAAAGGGAGAGGAAUCAUUCGCUCGCGUGUUAAGAUGGCCUACGAACACGCCCAGGACAUGAUCGACAAACCAAACCGAACGUGGAACCCAAACGAGCUGCCACCGAUAUCAGACGGCGCGAGCGUGGAAGAAAUCUCAGCGCAAGUGAAUCAGCUUCAUAAGUUCGCUGUGCGUCUACGGCGCAAUCGUUUUGAAAAUGGCGCGCUGCGCCUCGAUCAAGUGAAAAUCCGGUUUGACCUGGAUCAAGAAACAGGUUUGCCCAAUGGCUAUCACGUGCACAAACAGCGAGACGCCAACAAGCUCAUUGAAGAGUUCAUGCUGCUGGCCAACAUGGCGGUGGCUCAUCACAUAUAUACCGCUUACCCAGAGACGGCUAUGCUGAGGCGUCAUCCCAAACCACACCAGAAACAACUCGACGAUCUCCUCGAGUUGUGCAAGUCAUUUGGAAUCACCUUCAACUGUACAUCGUCGAAAACCAUUCACGAAUCGCUGGCACAAUUUCCGCUGGGCUCCCCUGAGCGUGAGGUUUUGGUCAACCUGACCAUGCGCCCCAUGAAGAACGCGGAGUAUUUUUGCACGGGGUCCGUGGAGGAAGGCGAAUAUGGACACUACGCCUUGAGCGUACCUCUGUACACGCAUUUUACGUCUCCCAUAAGAAGAUAUCCGGAUAUAGUUGUGCACAGGCUCUUGGCCGCGAGUCUUGGUAUUGAUCAACCGCUGAAUCAAGAGCCAGCAAUUGUCGACAUGAUAGCAGAACAUUGCAAUGAUCGUAAACUUGCGGCUAAGAGAGCUAGUGAACUUAGCAAUGAACUGUUCUUUGGUAUUUUUGUGCGCGAAAGCGGCCCCCUUGAGGAGGAGGGAAUGGUACUAAAUCUGAUGGACCAAUCACUGGACGUUCUUGUCCCAGAACUGGGUGUGGUCAAGCGGGUUUAUCUGAAGUUCUGCCCCGGAGUGAAAAGCUUUACCUUUACUAAAGGAGUGAAGGGAAAACCAGCCGAGAUGUGUUUGGUUUGGAGUGUCAGGUUGAAAACGACGGGUGUUACUUACGAAGAGGAACAAGAGGUGAAAAUCUUUAAUCAAGUACGCGUGAUUCUGACAACAGAAAGCGAAACAAAGACUAAAACCUCUCAGCCGUUCAAGGUAAUGGCAAAACUUGUACCCUCUCUUAAGUGCGGAGAUGAGUAUUACGUCCCGUCAACUCCAGCAGCCGAUAAAUCACUCGAGAAGAAGAAGGCUGCAUCAAGCUCUUCAGGAGCAGGUUCUCCGAACGCUCCCGACGAUGUCCGGAGGAAACUCUUCGAUUCGGAACAAAAGCGCCAAGUUUCACACGGUUCCGAUGUCACUGCCGAGUCUAAAAGAGCCGCCGACGUUAAUUCCGUAAAUGGCAAGUGCGAUGACGACGAAACAGCAUCACGUGAUUCUGAUGACGUCAUUGUGGAGUCCGAAGAAGACGACGAAACAAGCAAAUUGCCGAAUGAAGCCACGAAGUUUGCCGACGAUUCCGAUGAUGUCAUCGUAGAAUCCGAGGGUGACGAUUAGACUUACAGAAAAUAAUGCUGGAACGAUAUUUAAACUGUUUUUAGUUCAAUUCUGAAACUUGUAACCAAAGACGAUGUAUAGGAUUUUACCAGUAGUGGAAUUUUGUUGUUUCAAUAUCGAGUCCAACUCAAAUCUCAAGAAGGGAACUUUGGUUGAUUUUAGUCGACAUUCAUUUAAUAGCAUGCAAUUAUUUACACCCUUCGUACCGCAGAUACUGAGGUACGGUUUUAAAACUCAGAAAAUACCAUGUUACAUUAGGUAGCUUCUGAAUUUAUCAAAUUAAAAGUGGUAAGUUACAAGA